This is a messenger RNA of Osmerus eperlanus (European smelt), 2380 nucleotides long. It is a transcript of the gene pim2, whose product is annotated as Pim-2 proto-oncogene, serine/threonine kinase. Gene Ontology annotation, cellular component: cytoplasm. Gene Ontology annotation, molecular function: ATP binding; protein serine/threonine kinase activity. Gene Ontology annotation, biological process: negative regulation of apoptotic process; protein autophosphorylation. Bases 195 to 1157 code for a protein of 320 amino acids. The transcript is spliced from 7 exons. NCBI's taxonomy places the organism in Eukaryota, Metazoa, Chordata, Actinopteri, Osmeriformes, Osmeridae. The record is from RefSeq and is a predicted model, not a curated record.
UCGGUGAGACUUGACAGUUUAUAAAGCUCACGAGUCGUCCAGGUUGAACGUUGGAACCUUGCUUGUCGGAUAUUUUGAAACUUGAGAAGAAUUUACUACGGAAGUUCUAUCGUGAACGAAUGGAUAUAACAUUAAUCAAACCGCACUGGAAGUAGCCUACAAUAUUAUACUAUUUAAUUUCUCCAGUUUGAAAGAUGUUGGACAAACGCAUUGUUGUUGAUCUGCAUUUGGAUCAAGAUGCCAGAGGAAAAAGCGGGAAAGAGGAUUUUGAGAAGCAGUACCAGUUUGGAGCACUUCUUGGAAGCGGUGGAUUUGGGUCCGUCUUUGCUGGGCAACGACUUUCAGAUGGCCUGCAGGUGGCCAUAAAACAAGUGACAAGUGAAAGAGUUCAACAGUGGGCGAGAUUGCCUGGUGAAGCCUCUACUGUGGUUCCCAUGGAGAUUGCACUAUUGAUGCAUCUGGGUGGGGGUCCCGGGGUAGCUGGGAGUCCGGGGCACCGGGGAAUUAUCCGGAUGUUGGACUGGUUUGAGGUCCCAGGUCAGGGCUUCCUCAUGGUGUUUGAGAGGCCCCAGCCCUGCCAGGACCUGUUUGACUUUAUCACAGAGAGGGGAUCCUUGGACGAGCAGCUUUCUCAGAGGUUCCUGCGUCAGAUUGUGGAGGCUUUGCAGUUCUGCCAUGCUCAGGGGAUUGUCCACAGAGACAUCAAAGAUGAGAACAUACUAGUGGACACACGGACAGGAGAUGUCAAGAUAAUCGACUUUGGUUCCGGGGCCUUGCUCAAGGAUACGGCUUACUCCGAGUUUGAAGGCACGCGAGUGUACAGUCCUCCUGAAUGGAUCCUGGAGCAGCACUACCACGCACGGCCACUGACUGUCUGGUCUCUGGGUGUGCUUCUAUUCGACAUGGUGUGUGGUGACAUCCCCUUCGAGAGGGACUGUGACAUCAAGCAGGCCAUGCCAAGCUUCACUAAGCGCAUCUCCAAAGAAUGCCAGUCUCUGAUUCGCUGGUGCCUAUCCUACCAACCUGAGGACCGCCCCAGUCUGGAGCAGAUCCUUCAUCACCCCUGGAUGGAGCAGGGCGAGGACGUAGAGGAGGGGGGUGAGGCUGGAGACCUGACUGGGGAGAGCAGCUCAUUACCCAGCCAAUCCAGCAUCUGAGACAAUGACACUUGAGCAAAGGAUGGUCUGGGAAACUUCACAUGCCAUUGUCUGUAGUUCCUGCUGGUCUGGUCUGAGGGACUAACCGAUGCACUGUGUUCUGUGUAUCCAGCCCUCCCCGAAACCUUGUUAUUUAUUGUUCAGUUUAGGGUUUUUUUUUUUCUAUUAUAUUUGUAAUUUAUUUGACAGGUAUUGCAAACAUGUGUCAAAAAGUUGCACUGUCUAUAUUCCUGGGCUAUAUUAUUUUUUUAAGAAGAAGUCUGUAUAAAAACCUAAAUAAUUUAAGUUAAAAAUUCAAAAUUAUCUUUACACUUUAUAGGAACAAUGACCACAAGAACAAAUGUAUACUUUUUGUUAACUUAUGGGUAUUUAGGACAGUAUAGUUGUAUUUUUAUUUGAUUUCAAGGGAGAAGUCAAUUUACAGUAGCAGUAAUACUGAAGGCAUGUUGAAGUUUCUGGCAUCCCCUGGGUUUGUUUGAGACAGAAACUCUCAUUGUGGUCUAAUGAAGAUCACCCUCUUUCUCAAAAGAGUGACCUGGUUUUACAGGUUAGAUACAUAUACCUACCUUCCUUGUUUUAGAGGAACAAAGGACUAUCUUAUGUUUACUGGUACACCUCACUGGACCAGGGUAACAUAUGUAUCACAUUGUUACAAUUCUUAAAGGAAACACCCACAGCACUAUGCACCUAUCCUGCUACCUAUGGACUGAUCCUCUAAGCCCUGAGCAGCAUUCCUUCCAACACGGACUAAGGCCUUGCCUCUGGUCUGUCCACCUGUCCAACACUGCUGUCUGGAAUGUUUUGUUAAUAUUUUCAUUUGUUCUUAACUUAAAGUGUGCAUGCUGUUGACAGCUUGUUUCAUGUCAGUUAUGAUGGUCCAUUGUACACCAUGGUUUAGGAUGGCUUUAUGCUUGCUGUACAUGUUUUUCUCUUGGGCUUUUCUCUGAGGAGAAUGGUUUAUAAUGAGGCAUGUUACUUAGGGCCUCCAUUUCAAAACCUAAACUAAACUCUGGAGCCGCACCAUGUCACUCAGGACUCAACACUCUAUUUAACUUGCUCAUACUUAACUCAACCUUCAAAUCUUGUGAUGACAUAGAAAUACAGUAUGAUGCCACUUGGUCAUCCUGGAGAACACUGUGAUUGUACAGUUGUAAUUGUUAUGUAAAUACAUUUGUAUUAUUGUUGUUCAGUGUCACAGAUUAAAAUUAUUUAUAUUAAAUGAG